GAAAUAAAGAGGUUUUUAUGAGUUUUACUUUACCUGAAUUACCAUACGAUAAAACAGCUUUGGAGCCUUAUAUAUCUGCAAAAACCUUAGAUUUUCAUUAUGAUAAGCACCAUAAAGGAUAUUUAAAUAAACUCAACGAGCUAGUUGAAAAUACAGAUUAUCAACAUGUAAAAAUUGAGGAAUUAAUAACAGAAGUUCAUGGUAAUAGCAGCAACUUGCCUAUAUUUAAUAACGCAGCACAAGUUUGGAACCACACUUUUUAUUGGAACUCAAUGAAAAAAAAUGGUGGUGGUAAGCCUAAAGAUAGUAGUCUUUUAGCAAAAAAAAUUCAGGACGAUAUCGGUGGCUUUGAUAAAUUUUAUGAAGAAUUCUCCAACCAUGGAGUAAGCCAGUUUGGCAGUGGAUGGGUAUGGUUAGUGCUCGAAAAAGGUAGGUUAGGAAAGCUCAAAAUCACCAAGACUCCAAAUGCAGAUUUGCCAAUAAUUUAUGGCCAAGUGCCACUACUCACUAUGGAUGUGUGGGAGCACGCCUAUUAUUUAGAUUGUCAAAACCGUAGAAUUGACUACAUAAAAGUUUUCCUUGAUCAUUUAAUUAAUUGGGAUUUUGCAGAAGAGAAUUUAAAAAAGAACACAUAAGAUGAAUGUACCCCGGGUAACAAAAUUAGAUAAUGGUCUGCGCAUAAUAACUGAGCAGGUGCGUGAUAUUGAUUCCGUAGCUUUAAGCAUACGAGUUGGUGUUGGCAGUAGAGCAGAAAGUGCAAAGCAAAAUGGAAUAUCCCAUUUUUUAGAACACAUGGCUUUCAAAGGGACGAAGACAAGAACUGCCUUUGAAAUUGCAAAAGCUUUUGAUGACAUAGGUGGGGUUUUCAACGCCAGCACUGGUAGGGAAAGCACCACCUAUUAUGCAAAAGUCCUCAAGAAAGACAUCAAAACUGGUAUUGAUAUACUAAUAGAUAUAUUGAUGAAUUCAACAUUUCCAGAAGAUGAAUUGGAGCGUGAGAAGGGCGUUGUAAUACAAGAGAUUUUUCAAACUAAUGAUUCACCAAGUGACAUUGUUUUCGAUAAAUAUUUUGAGGCAGCUUAUAAAGAUCAACCUUUCGGCAGGUCAAUCUUAGGCACGCAAGAUACUGUAAAAUCUUUUACUCGAGGAGAUCUAGAUAAUUACAUAAAUGAGCAUUACUUUGGCGAGAAUAUGCUAUUUGCCGUUGCAGGAAAUGUUGAACAUGAAGAAGUUGUUGCAUUAACCAAAGAUUUUUUCUCAAAGAUUCAUUCUAAAAAGCUGAAAAAAAGCCAAAAUGCGACGAGCCACACUGGUGGUGAGUAUUUAGAACAUCGUAAAUUAGAUCAGGUGCACUUGCUAAUUGGUCUACCUAGUGUUUCUCGCCAUGACGAUAAAUAUCACACGUUUCAAGUGCUUGAUUCUAUAUUAGGGAGCGGAAUGUCAUCACGUUUAUUCCAGGAAGUAAGGGAAAAGCAGGGAUUAGCUUAUUCUGUUUAUUCAUUUAAUUCCAGCUAUACUGAUACAGGAAUGUUUUCCAUUUUUGCUGGUACAGACAGUAGUAACUUAGAUAAGCUUUUAAAAUCUAUAACGACAGAGUUGAAGAAGUUGUCUACAGAUGAUUUGAGGGAAGAAGAAGUAAAUAGAGUGAAAGAGCGAGUAAAAUCCCAAAUUUUAAUGUCACGCGAAAGUGUGAGCUCACGUGCUGAAACAUUGGGGCACUACUACGGUAACUAUAAUAGGUACAUCAGUAAAAAUGAAUUAAUAGAAAAAAUUAGUGCAGUUACCACUGCUAACGUAAAAAAAGCAGCAGAAGAAUUAUUAUCUCAGCAUGAAAAAGCCACUCUAGCUGCAAUUGGAGAAAUUAAGUCACUGCCAAGUUACGAUAAAGUGGUUUCUAUGCUUAAAGCUUAGUGUAUUCUGU
Messenger RNA from Drosophila ananassae, 1921 nucleotides. Its product is annotated as superoxide dismutase [Fe]-like. The transcript has a single exon. Gene Ontology annotation, biological process: superoxide metabolic process. NCBI's taxonomy places the organism in Eukaryota, Metazoa, Arthropoda, Insecta, Diptera, Drosophilidae. Bases 18 to 635 code for a protein of 205 amino acids. Gene Ontology annotation, molecular function: superoxide dismutase activity; metal ion binding. The record is from RefSeq and is a predicted model, not a curated record.